AUGGAAGACAUGCCACCACCACCAUGUAGAACCGUGCGCAUUGGGGUCGAUGUUGGAGGAACGAACACUGAUGCAGUUAUCAUCGACUUGAGCCUUCAACACACCGCCAACCGCGGAGUGCUGGCGCACUUCAAAACCCCGACCACCCCGGACGCGAGCGUUGGUAUCGAGACGGCCGUCAGCACCGUCCUCGCGGCGGCCGGAUUGACCGAGUCCCCGGAGCGCAUCGCCAGCGUCACCAUCGGCACGACGCACUUCAUCAACGCCGUGAUCGAGCGUGACGUGCGCCGGCUGCAGCGCGUCGGCGUCCUCCGCCUGAGCAAGUCGUUCCUCCGCGAGGUCCCAGCGUUCGCCGAGUUCCCCCCGGACCUGGCGGCCGUGAUCCAGUCCUACGUCGGCAUCGUCGACGGCGGCCUGCACAUCGACGGCUCGCAGGAGGCGCCGGUCGUCGAGGCCCAGGUCGUGGCCGAGUGCGUCAAGAUCCGGGAGAGCGGCGUCGGCGCCGUCGUCGUGUCCGGCGUGUACUCGCCCAUCGACGAGGCCUUUGGGCAGGAGGAGAAGGUCCGCGACAUCAUCCUCCGCGAGGUGCCCGGCGUCGACGUCGUCUGCAGCAAGGAGGCCAGCGCGAGCAUCGGAUUCAUCGAGCGAGAGAACGCGGCCAUCUUGAACGGCGCCAUCCUGCGCUACGCGCGGAGAACCGUGAGCAGAUUCAGGCUCGCCAUGAAGAGGCUCAACCUCGCCUGUCCCCUUUUCCUCACGCAGAACGACGGCACCAUUCUCGACGCGGCUUCAGCGGCCAGGAUUCCUAUCCGGACGUUCUCGAGCGGCCCGACCAACUCGAUGAGAGGCGCCGCCUACCUCGCCGGCCUGGACUCCGGCGCCGACAGCUCCGCCAUUGUGGUGGACAUUGGCGGCACAACGUCCGAUGUUGGCGUCUUGCUCCCCUCGGGCAUUCCACGCCAGGCCUCGGCCUAUGUCACCGUUGCCGGGGUCCGGGUCAACUACUCCAUGCCUCAUCUCCAUUCCAUCGGACUUGGCGGGGGCUCCAUCGUGAGGGCUGUCGACGGCAAGGUCAAGGUUGGGCCCGAGUCUGUUGGCCUUGAGCUGGUCACUCGCGGUCUCGUUUUUGGGGGCGAUGUUUGUACGACAACGGACGUCGCAGUCGCAGCUAGCAUGGCAGUCGUCGGUGCCACGGAGAAAGCCAAGAGCCUGGAUCCGCACUUCGUCCAAGAGGCGGUGUCGCGGAUUCAGAUACUCUUGGAGGGCGCCGUUGAUGUGAUCAAGACGUCGCCUGACCCCGUCCCCGUCUUACUCGUCGGAGGUGGCGCCAUCCUUUCCCCUGACAAUCUCAGGGGGGCCUCUGAGCUCAUCCGGCCACCCUUUCACGACGUGGCGAAUGCGGUCGGCGCAGCCAUCGCACGCGUGUGCGGUGCGGUCGACAUCGUCCAAGGUACCACCCACCAGACGGAGAGCCAGGCCAUCGAGAACGCCAAGAAGAUGGCAGUCGAGCGCGCCGUCGCCGCCGGCGCCGUCCCCGAAAGCAUCAAGAUUGCCGAGAUCGAGACCAUGCCGCUGCAGUACGUUGCCAACCAGAUCAGGACCCUUGUCAAGGCGGUCGGCGACAUUGACCUCCGCGCCAAGCUCGACGAGGUCGUUGGAGGAAGCGAGGACGGAGAGGACGAGGAGCUGGUCGAGGCGACCAAAGAUCUUACUCGUGCCACCCACGAGGAGAAGAAGGUCGACCCGGCGACGUACAAGCCCACGGUCGUCCGAAACGCACACGCGGUUGCAGAGUGGCACAUAACCGAGACAGACUUGGAGUACCUGGCCGACGGCUGCUAUGUUCUUGGGUGCGCCGGGGGCGGAAGCCCGGCAGCCUCCAAGAUCCAGCUGCGGAACAUGCUCCGAGCAGGCCACACUAUGCGUGUGGUUGACGCAUCCUCACUCAAGGAGUCGGAUGUGAUUUACUGGGGCGGCCACAUGGGCUCCCCAGCAGUGUCUAUAGAGCGCUUGCAAUCUAUCGAGACGGUGGACGCCUUCAAGGCUCUGAUGGAGUACUUCGGCCAUGACUCCUUCGACGCAGUGAUGGGUCUUGAGAUCGGCGGCGCCAACGGCUUGGAGCCCUUCCUCGUCGGGUCGUCACGGUUCUUUGACAGUCCCAUCAUCGACGGCGACUGGAUGGGGAGGGCCUACCCGACAUACUGGCAGACCACACUGGCAGUACAUGCCCCGUUGGAGUUGGUUCCCUGCGCCAUCGACUCGGGCGACGGUAAGACCAUUGUCAUGACGAGGGCGCCGAACGACGAGAUCGUCGAUCGCGCUCUGCGUGCGUCGUGCUCUGAGAUGGGGUCGCGGGUGGGCAUGGCGGCCAAGCCGACGACCAGUGACAGAGUCAAAAGGUUUGGUGUCCUCAACACGGUUUCGCUCGCGUGGCGCAUUGGGCGAUGCAUUGCAGUCUGUCAGGCCACCAACACCAUGAGCACCGUGGCCGAGUCCAUCAUCGAGGAGGCGGGCGGGGCCGACGCAGCCAAGGUGCUGUUCCGAGGCAAAAUCAUGAAGGUGGAGAGGCGGCUGUUCAAGGGCCACUCGUAUGGCGAGGUACACAUUGCCGCCUUCGAAAGCGGCGACGAAGACGAGUCGGCCGGCAUCAAGGGCAGGGCCACCGCGGUGGCGGUGGGCGGGAUGCUGAAGAUCCCCUUCAAGAAUGAGAACAUCCUUGCCGAGCACACCGACGAGAGCGGUCAGACCAAGAUCUUGGCGGCAGUGCCUGACCUGAUCUCGAUCCUGGACAACGAGUCGGGCCGGGCUCUCGGGGUGCCCGAGUUCAAGUACGGAUAUAGGGUCACGGUAGUUGGCAUCGCUUGCUCGCCGCGCUGGACAGAGACACAGGCCGGCUUGGACAUCGGCGGGCCGAGAGCGUUCGGAUACGAUCUCAACUAUAAGCCUCUGGGCAAAUAUGUAGAGCCCAGGAGUGUGUUGGACGAAUACUUGCAAUAA
This is a messenger RNA of Colletotrichum graminicola M1.001, 2997 nucleotides long. Its product is annotated as hydantoinase/oxoprolinase. The transcript is spliced from 3 exons. The record is from RefSeq and is a predicted model, not a curated record. NCBI's taxonomy places the organism in Eukaryota, Fungi, Ascomycota, Sordariomycetes, Glomerellales, Glomerellaceae. Gene Ontology annotation, molecular function: 5-oxoprolinase (ATP-hydrolyzing) activity. Gene Ontology annotation, cellular component: cytosol. Gene Ontology annotation, biological process: glutathione metabolic process. The coding region runs from base 1 to 2997 and encodes 998 amino acids.